CCUCGCCGACUCCUGUAGAGAAUCGGAGAUGCUCUCCCAGGACGCCAGGCUCCGCCACCUUCACCGCUACCGGCGGCGACUCCUCGUGGCUCUCCUGUCGCAUCGUACCCUCCUUGCGGUGCUGUGGACCGUGCUGUUCUCCGCGGUCGUCGUGUGGCAGAGCGGCGCCGUCGGCCGCCUUGGGUUAUUGCGGCGGUGGGCGCCGCCGCCGAGGCCGUGCCCCCGGCUCCGGCCUACGGUCUUCAAUCUGUCGGAUUUUGGGGGAGUCGGGGAUGGUGUCACAUUGAACACCCAGGCAUUUGAGAAAGCGGUGGAGGCCAUCAUGGAGUUUGGGGGAAGCGGCGGCGGGCAGCUCAACGUACCACCGGGAAUGUGGCUCACUGGUCCCUUUAAUCUAACUAGCCACAUGACCCUGUUCCUCGCCGAAGGGGCCGUGAUUAUGGGAAUUGAGGAUUAUAAGCAUUGGACCUUAAUGCCUCCACUGCCAUCAUAUGGACAGGGGAGGGAAUUGAAAGGGCCUCGAUACGGAAGUCUGAUUCAUGGACAAAAUCUUCGGGAUGUGGUUAUAACAGGAUAUAACGGUACCAUAAAUGGACAAGGUCAAACAUGGUGGAAAAGAUAUCGUCAAGGACUUCUGGAACACACCAGAGGACCUCUUGUGCAGCUUAUGUGGUCCAGAGAUAUUGUAAUUUCUAAUAUAACUUUACAAGAUUCUCCUUUUUGGACACUACAUCCCUAUGACUGCAGGAAUGUUACUAUUUCAAAUGUAACAAUUAUGGCCCCCCUUUACGAUGCUCCAAACACAGAUGGCAUAGAUCCUGAUUCAUGUGAGGACAUGGUAAUAGAGAACAGUUACAUUUCUGUAGGUGAUGAUGGAAUAGCAAUUAAGAGUGGUUGGGACCGGUAUGGAAUUGCCUAUGGACGACCAUCAACAAACAUAUUAGUUAAGAAUGUUGUUCUACGCUCCAAGAUGAGUGCUGGAGUAUCAAUAGGAAGUGAGAUGUCUGGUGGCAUCUCGAAUAUCAAAUUUGAAAACAUCCUUGUUUGGGACUCACGGCGUGGUGUGAGGAUCAAGACUGCUCCUGGGAGGGGUGGAUACAUUCACAACAUCUCCUAUAGCAACCUAACCUUCAAUAAUUUGAGUGUUGGUAUCGUGAUCAAGACCGACUACAAUGAGCACCCUGAUGAUGGCUUUGACCCCAAAGCCAUUCCGACAAUCAGGAACUUGACCUUCCGUGGAGUUUAUGGUCAUAAUGUCCGCAUUCCAGUCGAGAUCCAAGGCAGCAAGGAGAUUCUUGUGAGAGGCAUCAGCUUCCAGGAUAUGCAGGUUGGUCUUUCCUACAAAAAGAAGCGAACUUUCCGUUGCUCUUAUGUAGAGGGAUAUGCGGUCGGUCCAAUCUUCCCAGCACCAUGUGACAGCCUUGACCGGUACGAUGAGAAUGGACGGUUAGUUAAGCGUUCAAUAAUACAACAAAAUGUUACCUACACAGAUUAUGAGAUAUAGAGUUGUGUUUUUGAUAAAUACUAGGCUUGGCUCGUUCCUCUUAAUUACCGCAUCCAAUCUUUUUUGACUUCCUGAUGUAAUGGUGAUCUUCAUGUUUUCAUCAGCUGCCUGUGAGGUGAAGAAGUUAUUAAUCUGUACAAAUGAGCUCAUGCAAAUGUCGUGAGUUCUUUUUGCUGAUUUAUGGGCUUAAUAACAUCAUCGACAUCAUAUGAUGCUAUCA
Musa acuminata subsp. malaccensis (wild Malaysian banana) is the source of this 1724-nucleotide messenger RNA. RefSeq names its product probable polygalacturonase. Gene Ontology annotation, biological process: carbohydrate metabolic process. The record is from RefSeq and is a predicted model, not a curated record. Lineage: Eukaryota; Viridiplantae; Streptophyta; Magnoliopsida; Zingiberales; Musaceae. Gene Ontology annotation, molecular function: polygalacturonase activity.